Molecule: messenger RNA, 1338 nt
Organism: Fusarium fujikuroi IMI 58289
Lineage: Eukaryota; Fungi; Ascomycota; Sordariomycetes; Hypocreales; Nectriaceae
Product: related to salicylate 1-monooxygenase
Exons: 6
Coding region: 1-1338 (445 amino acids)
Biological process (GO): secondary metabolite biosynthetic process
Molecular function (GO): FAD binding
Source: RefSeq, a predicted model, not a curated record
AUGGCAAAGCCUUCUCGCAAUGAGUUCCACGUCGCCAUCGUCGGUGCCGGCAUUGGUGGCCUCGCUUUGGCUAUGGCUCUGUACAAAAAGGGCAUCUCUUUCACGCUAUACGAGGAUGCUAAGGAAUAUUCGGUAGUAGGCGCUGGCAUUGGGUUCGCCCCCAAUGGCAUGCGCACGAUGGAUCUCAUCGAGCCGGGUUUCCGACCUCUUUAUGAGGCCAUUUGUGUAGGAAACAAGGGUGAGAAGGCACAAGAUAUCUUUUUUGAGGGCAUGCUACUCGAAGAUGGUCUUGGUCGUGAUAAGCCUUGGUACGGCCAUUCUGGAUGGGGCCACCCAGAUUACAUCCGAAAAUCUGCGCAUCGAAAGACGCUUCUCGACAUCAUGACUAGUUUCAUCCCGAUCGAAAAUGUAAAGUUCAACAAACGUCUUACGAAUAUUGAGCAGCGACCCGAUGGGGUUACUCUGUCAUUUUUGGAUGGCACCACAGCCGAGUGCUCAGUUCUUGCUGGUGCCGAUGGCAUCAAGAGCACAGUCAGAGCCAACGUUCUUGAACACCACCCUAGCCAGAUCGCACCCGUGUAUGCAGGUGCCUAUUGCUAUCGUGCUGUCAUUCCCAUGUCGGAAGCCUACGAGAUUCUCGGUGAUCUCACCGACGUUGCGAAGAUCUAUUUCGGACCUGGGCGCGGCGCUGUUACCUAUCGUAUCUCAGGAGGCGAUGAGUUCAACUACCUCCUUUGUGUCGCUGAUUCCCCGGACGGUUGGAAGCUUAGGGGUCCUGUUACAGAAACCAUAUCCCACGAGGCCAUGAUGGCUGAUUUCGAGGACCCACGCGUUGAUGAUCGAUUUCGACAACUCCUUGCUAAAGCCAAGCCCGUCAAAUGGGGUUUCUUCCACCAUAUUCGCACAGCGUCAUACUACCGUGAUCGCGUAGUCCUAGUCGGCGACAGCGCUCACGCCUCGCUGCCCUUCCAAGCUGCGGGAGCAGCCCAGGGUCUGGAAGAUGCUCUGGUUAUGUCCAACAUUCUCGCAGAAGUCGCCAAGGUGCCUGAGCGCGGCGCAGAUCUUGCGCCUUAUAUCCAAGCGGGACUAUCUGCCUACGACUCCGUUCGACGUCCUCGUGCGCAAAAGCAGCUGGAGCAGGCCGCUGAAGUUGGGCGUAUGGUCUUCUUUCAGCAUGAGGAGGCGGGUGCGGACAUGGAGAAUAUUCUGCCUAGAUUGCAAAAGGGGAGGUUUAACUGGUUGUGGUUUCAUGAUAUGAAUGAUGAUGUGCAGGAGGCUAUUAAGAGGAUGCACAAGCAGAUUAACAUAGGAGAUGCGCCUUCUGUUGCGAGGAUAUGA